UUCACCUCAUUCGAAUCAACAUUCUCGAUCAGUGCAAAUCGUUCUCUAGUUUGCACGGAGAAAAUUUGGCUUUUUCGAUUGCUGUGACUUGAAAUUGAUUUAUUUUAGCAUUUAAGUAGUUGAAAUUGGAUUUAACAAUGGCUGCAAUAGAGUUAACGCCACAAAAUGUUGAAAAGAGUUCCGAAAGUGCAAAUGCGAUCAAAGAAUGUGAUACGGUUGAAGAGACAAAGAACGGUUUCCUCAAGUCAAACGGAUGGAAAACCACGUUUUUUGUAGUUUUGAUUUCGCUUUGUGUUCGGAGUUUAAUCCAUUCAAAAGCACCCAAGUAUAAUAAAAAUGCAAAAGGAUUCCUGCAAUUAGUGCCAGAGAAAUAUUUAGAUAGCGAACUAGUUGAAUGGGAACCUGCACCAGAACCGAUCAGUCGACCAGAAGAGCCAGGAAAUUUGGGUAAUGUGGUGAAUAUUCCAUCAGAAUUGAAAGAAGAAGCCGACAAACGUUGGUCAGAACAUCGAUUCAACAUCAUUGCUAAUGAAAUGAUGUCGCUUAAUCGAACUAUGCCCGAUAUUCGUUAUCCAGAAUGCAAGCCCAUUCAAUAUCCAAAGAAAUUGCCACAAGUAUCGAUAGUCAUAGUGUAUCAUAAUGAAGCUUGGUCGACUCUGAUUCGAACCGUUUGGAGUGUAAUCACACAAUCACCUCGAACACUGUUGAAAGAAAUUAUUCUAGUGGACGAUUUUAGUACGUUUGAACACUUGGGAAAACCAUUGCAAGAUUAUGUGCACAAUUUCCCAGUUCCAGUUUUAUUGGCCAGAACAAUGGACCGCGUUGGAUUGAUUCAAGCACGUUUAUUAGGGGCCAGUAAAGCGAAGGGCAAAGUGUUGCUGUUUCUCGACGCUCACUGUGAAUGUACUCGAGGUUGGUUGGAACCGUUGUUGAAGCCAAUCGUCGAAAGUCGAACAACGGUCGCAGCUCCAAUCAUCGAUGUAAUCCACUAUGAUACGAUGGAGGUGCGUACGGCUGAAAUAAAUUCACGUGGUGCAUUCGAUCUGAGUCUUACAUUCACUUGGGAUAAAAUACCGAAAGAAGUUUUGGCUUCUCUGAAAAACGAUCGCACCGCUCCAAUCAUAUCGCCUGCGAUGGCAGGCGGUUUAUAUGCAAUUGAUCGCGAAUACUUCUACAAUUUGGGUUCGUACGAUGAGAAAAUGAAAAUCUGGGGCGGUGAAAAUCUGGAAAUGUCGGUUCGCGUAUGGACAUGUGGAGGUACACUAAUUUCGGUGCCAUGCAGUAGAGUGGGACAUAUUUUCCGCGAUAAUUCACCGUAUGUUCUUCCCGGUGGAGCCGAUCAUGUGAUUGCCCAUAAUUUAGCGAGAAUGGCCGAAGUGUGGAUGGACGAGCACCGGCACACCUUUUAUGCCUACUCACCGCGAGCACAACGGGAAAUCACCAAUGUUACCGAACGAAAAUUGCUGCGAGAAAGACUUCAAUGCAAGCCAUUCAAGUGGUUUUUAGAAAAUAUUUUCUCCGAAAGUCCAUUCAAUAUUCCAAACUAUAAACUGGUCGAGAUCGAAAGCGUGUUGGAAGAUGAAUCGUGCCUCGACUCAAUGGGAGAUUCACGUGUUCUCAAUCGGAAGUUGGAGCUAAAAACGUGCCAUCAUCAAGGCGGAAAUCAAGUAUUUAUGAUAACGGACAAAGGUGAAAUUCGUGAAAAGAAAUUCUGCUUGGAUGCAACCAAACCCGAUGAACCGGUAAUGAUGCUAGAGUGUCACGGUGAAGGCGGAAAUCAAUUCUGGAGUUUUGACAACAUGACUAACCUGAUUAGACACCAAGACACCAAAGGCAGAAAUUGUUUAACGCUACAAGAGGAAACUGAUGUGCUAACGAUCGAAGAGUGUGACGGUUCUGAAGCUCAACAGUGGUAUAUGGCACCGCCGAGCUCACAACGAAAUCACAACUGAUUAACUUAUAAAUUAAUUCAUAAAUUCUGACGAUUUCAAGUUCAAGCGGUUAAGAAAUGUGUAAAAAUCAAAAUAAAAAUUGUGUCAAAAAAAACACAGUUUACGCACGGUCCAACCGGUAUGCGUGGCACGCGCUCCAUAGAUUUCCUCUAAUUUUAAGCUCACGAGUUUUUAAAAAUAAAUAUAGCAUCGGAUUAAAUGUCAAUUCAAAAUCGAAAA
Molecule: messenger RNA, 2171 nt
Organism: Sitodiplosis mosellana (orange wheat blossom midge)
Lineage: Eukaryota; Metazoa; Arthropoda; Insecta; Diptera; Cecidomyiidae
Product: polypeptide N-acetylgalactosaminyltransferase 13-like
Exons: 8
Coding region: 138-1952 (604 amino acids)
Cellular component (GO): Golgi apparatus
Source: RefSeq, a predicted model, not a curated record